AUGUUGUCUAGGUUAGAGCUUGGAAACUGCGGGCUAAGUGGCUCGAUCCCAGAUUCUACCCAAAACCUUACCCGUCUAGAAUAUCUGGAUUUAGCUGGCAACCGCUUGAUCGGUUCAAUUCCCUCUUUUAAGCUGUCCAAAAGUUUAGUCCAAGUAUAUCUCCAACAAAACAAGCUAACGGGUGAGGUCCCUUCUUCUCAUUGGGAAGGCCUCAAUAAGCUCGAGUUUCUAAAUUUGGCUAGCAAUUCCUUGAGUGAGAGUUUUCCAGAGUCGAUUCUAACACUAAAAUCACUGAAAGGAUUUGAUAUUUCCAACAACUCAUUUUCUGGUCAAAUUAGCAAUUCUAUAAAUGUUUCUUCUUUUUCUCAGUUGGAUAAGAUAGACAUGAGUAGGAACAAGUUUCAUGGGCCUAUACCUGCAUUCAUCUUCAAACUUCCACUCAUUUCAAAUCUCGUACUUUCUGCAAAUAAUUUCAAUGGCAGUGUAGACCUGGACAUGUUUGGGAGGUUGAAGCAUCUUUAUUCACUUGAACUUUCUUAUAAUGAUCUUAAGGUCAAUGCAAACACAAACGGAUCAGCCUUUUCAUCACUCUCUAGACUAAACUCUCUAAUGCUAGCUUCAUGCAAGAUGCAAGAGAUUCCUGAUGUCAGGAACCAGCCAACACUGAAGAUGCUAGAUCUCUCAGAUAACGAGCUAACCGGUGAAAUACCAAACUGGCUCUGGGAUGCCGGCAACGGGGCCCUUCAAUUUCUGAAUCUGUCACAUAAUAGGUUUUUAAGUCUCCAAAAGCCUUACACGUUUCCUUUUGAGCUUGAGGUCCUCGACCUGCAUUCCAAUAUUCUGGAAGGGGAUAUUCCGAUUCCUUCUAGGCGAGUUUAUUUUCUGGAUUACUCCAGCAACAACUUCGGAUCUUCUAUCCCUGCUGACUUUGGAAAAGCUCUCACUUUGACCUUAUUCUUCUCCAUCUCUAACAGCAAAUUGGUUGGAAACAUUCCACAGUCAUUAUGCAAUGCCAGUAGGCUCGAUGUUCUUGAUCUAUCUAAUAACAGUUUGACUGGAACAAUACCUUCAUGCUUGGCUGAAACAACCAAGACUCUUCGAGUACUGGAUGUAGGAAGAAACAACCUCACUGGCAAUUCUUUGGAUGUGUUUCCAGAAAGUUGUAAUUUGCAAACUCUAGAUCUUAGCGGGAAUCAUUUUCAAGGACGCCUUCCCCAAUCUUUGGUGAAUUGUGAAAAGCUUGAGGUUCUGAAUCUUGGUGAUAAUGCAAUAACGGAUACUUUUCCUUGUUGGCUGCGGAACUUGUCCAACUUGCAUGUUUUUGCCGUACGAUCCAACAAAUUUUAUGGGAACAUCGACUGUCUUGAUUUCAGUGGUAACUGGACGAAUUUACAAAUCAUUGACAUUGCUUCCAAUGGAUUUUCUGGCAGUCUACCUCCAAAGUUUUUUGCAAGUUUUCAAACCAAUGAAUCAAAGUUCAGUCACCUCCAUUUUAUACAUCCUGCUAAUAGUGCCAUAUAUUAUCAGGAUUCAGUCACUCUAAUUUUAAAGGGCCAAACCACAGAGAUUGUAAAAAUUCUCACCAUCUUCACUUCCAUUGAUUUCUCCAACAACAAUUUCCAAGGAAACAUACCGGUCACGAUUGGUGAUCUUAAAUGGCUUAAACUUCUCAACUUGUCCCACAACGCACUCACAGGCCCAGUCCCGCAAUCAAUGGGAAAAAUGGGAAACCUUGAAUCACUGGACCUCUCAGUCAACGAGCUUAGUGGAACCAUUCCACAACAGCUUGCAAGUCUUACUUUUCUCUCCCUCUUGAAUCUGUCGGAUAAUCAGUUGUCAGGGCGUAUUCCAGGAGGCCCACAAUUUCAAACAUUUACAGAGGCAUCAUUCAGGGGCAACCAAGGUUUAUGCGGUCUGCCUUUGACCAAGGUCUGUAACAACGCUACUUCAAAUGUUCCUACAGCAUCAACACAAACUAAUGAAGAUUCAGAUUAUGAAACUGGGCUCUAUGUCAGUAUUGGAUUGGGAUUUCUGGUGGGGUUGGUGAUUAUAGUUGGUCCACUUGUUUUUCUCCGAAGAUGGAGAAAUUGGUACAGCAAUCAUGUUGAUAGAAUCCUUGCAAGGAUCGAUAAUAAACAUACAGGCAUGGUCAUUAAUAAUAAUGAGCAUCAAGACAGCACCUUUUAG
Molecule: messenger RNA, 2187 nt
Organism: Erigeron canadensis
Lineage: Eukaryota; Viridiplantae; Streptophyta; Magnoliopsida; Asterales; Asteraceae
Product: receptor-like protein 33
Exons: 1
Coding region: 1-2187 (728 amino acids)
Molecular function (GO): protein binding
Source: RefSeq, a predicted model, not a curated record